Nycticebus coucang (slow loris) is the source of this 3994-nucleotide messenger RNA. It is a transcript of the gene SLC16A5, whose product is annotated as solute carrier family 16 member 5. NCBI's taxonomy places the organism in Eukaryota, Metazoa, Chordata, Mammalia, Primates, Lorisidae. Bases 551 to 1975 code for a protein of 474 amino acids. Gene Ontology annotation, biological process: transmembrane transport; monocarboxylic acid transport. The transcript is spliced from 5 exons. Gene Ontology annotation, molecular function: monocarboxylic acid transmembrane transporter activity. The record is from RefSeq and is a predicted model, not a curated record. Gene Ontology annotation, cellular component: membrane.
AAUGUUCACUUCAGUGUCAUGUGGAGCACCAUUAAGGAGGGAAAGCAGGAAGCAGGGCCUAGCACAGCCUGGAGUGUGGGUGAGGGCAGCUUCCUAGGGAUACUGCAAGGACUGAAUCUUAAAAGAUCAGCUGGAUUUCUCCCCAGCUAAGAAUUUUGGAACACAGCGGUUAAAGUUGUGAGGAAGGGCCAGCUUAAUGGAAGAGGGAUUGGGGGAUCAAGUGGACAUGAUACUAUGUGACCUGACCUGGGAGUAGCUGGAAGUGAGAGAGGGGACAGCCCCUCAUGGACAACUGCACGUGGGUGGCUGGUAGGGGGAGGCUCCCAGAGGAAGGCCAGCGUCCUGAGACCUUGGAGCCAGGGCUCUCAGUGUGCAGAGAAAGAGCAAAAGUACAUAGGGCUUCCUGGGCUCUGAUUGUCCUGUAGCCCAGGACCGGGAGAGACCUGGAGAAAGGACAUGCUCGGAAGUGCCAGCCCCACUGAAAAGUUCCAAAGGGAAGACGGGCAGCGGUCACAGUGGCGGUGAGGCUGUGGUUGGUUGCCAGCACAGGAUGCCCCAGGCCCUGGAGCAGGCAGAUGGCAGGUGGGCCUGGGUGGUACUGCUGGCCUCGCUGGUGUCCCAGGGCCUCACCCUGGGCUUCCCCACAUGCAUUGGCGUCUUCUUCACGGAACUGAAGCGUGACUUCCAGGCAAGCAACAGCGAGACCUCCUGGGUCCCCUCCAUCAUGAUAGCUGUAAUCCACGUUGGCGGACCCCUGUGCAGCAUCCUGGUGGAACGCUUUGGCUACCGAGUGACUGCGAUGCUGGGGGGCGUGCUGGCCAGCCUGGGCAUGGUGGCCAGCUCCUUCUCCUAUACCCUUAUCCAGCUCUACCUCACGGCAGGAUUCAUCACAGGCCUGGGCAUGUGCUUCAGCUUCCAGUCCAGCGUCACAGUGCUGGGCUUCUACUUCAUCCGCUGGCGGGUGCUGGCCAACGCACUGGCCUCGAUGGGCACCUCCCUGGGCAUCACACUCUGGCCGCUGCUCUCCCUCUACCUGCUGGAGGAGCUGGGCUGGAGGGGGACCUUCCUUGUCUUCGCUGGGGUCUUUCUCCACUGCUGCGUGUGUGGGGCCAUCUUGAGGCCUGUGGCCACCAACAUGGCCCUUGAAACCAAAGAAAUUCCCCUUCUACCUCCCAAGACACCUGCCCCAGGCUGUCUGGCAGUUUGUGGCCGGACCAUCCAGCGCCACCUGGCCUUCGAUAUCCUGCGGCACAAUGCACGUUACUGUGUGUUCACGCUGGGUGUGAUGUGGAUGAUGCUGGGUUUUCCUCUGCCGCACGUCUUCCUGGUGCCAUACGCCGUGAGGCAUGGUGUGGACGAGCAGCGGGCGGCCCUCCUCAUCUCCAUCAUCGGCUUUAGCAACAUCUUCCUGCGGCCUGUGGCUGGGCUGGUGGCAAGCCGGCCGGCAUUUGCCAGUCACCGCAAGUACCUGUUCAGCCUGGCAGUCCUGCUCAAUGGGCUCACCAAUCUGGUGUGCAUGGUAUCUGCCGACUUCUCCGUGCUGGUGGGCUACAGCCUGGCGUACAGCGUAUCCAUGAGCGGCAUCGGUGCCCUCAUAUUCCAGGUCCUCAUGGACAUUGUUCCCAUGCAGCAAUUCCCGAGCGCCCUGGGCCUCUUGACCAUCCUGGAGGGCAUCGCUCUCCUCAUCUCCCCACCAUUGGCUGGUGAGGCCAGGAGGGGAGCAGUCAGAUGUGCACAGGGUUGCUCCUGGACACCACCAACAACUUCAGCUACAUUUUCUUCAUGUCCAGCUUUUUCCUCAUCUCGGCUGCCCUCUUCAUGGGCGGCAGCUUCUAUUCCCUGCAGAAGAAGGAGCAGCAUGGUAAGCAGGCUGAGGAGGAAGGAGCCAGAGAGGAGGCUGCCCCAGAGUGGGGUCGGACCUUGGAAGGCAAAGACAGUCCCGAGAAGCGGCUGUGCCCCGAGAUCAUGUAUGUGACCAGCGUCUGAGCCUGCAGGUCUGUGAGUGACCACCAUCUCAGCCCAGGAGUGGGACCUCCAGCUGUUUCACCAGGGACUGGGUGAAGGGUGGCUCAGGAAGCCUGAGUCUAAGGCUGUACAGGCUCUACAAGUUGGGACUCAGCUAGGAGCUGGGGCCAUGGAGUUGGAUCCCCUCCCACCAGCAGAACCCAGGAGCAGGCACCAAGGCACCUGGAUUUGUCACACCAGCUCAGUUCAGCUGGCUGCUCACUACUGCUCCUACAGCUCAACAAACUGGACCUUCAAGCCCAGCCUAGAUACCUCCAACAUCAUUUCUCUUUGCCCUUCUCUGGCGUCUAGAUGGUUCUGAAGAGCUAGCUCACCUUCCUCCAGGGCCCUUUUGCCCCUGUCUUUCCAAGUGACCCAGCCCUUCCCUUUCAAAGCAGCCAAUGAUAGUGGUGUGGUUGCCCCAUGCAGGUCAUGGGGUCUCACACUGACUGUCUUGAGAGGCUGCGGUGGAGGGCCAGGCUAAGGGGUUGGCCUGCAUGUAGCACUGGGGCAGAUUAAAGGUCAAAGGGAGUGCUCAUCCUGGCACCUGCACAGAGAGCAGGAGGGGAGCCUCUGGCUUGGGGCUAGAAUUGGUGAAGUCUGAGGGGUCCCCUGCACUCUCACUGGGGCCUGUUCUAAGGACUGCCUUCCUCAUCUGCCCCACUCUGUAAUCUUGGUGGGGAGUAUUAAUGCUGAGGUUGCAGGAAGACAGACAUUUGAGUGGUGGGGGUGGGGGUGGGGGGAAGGCUGGUUAGGCACUCUGAAUUAAGACUCCUGUGAAAAGGAGGCUGCCUUGGGCGGCGCCUGUGGCUCAAAGGAGUAGGGUGCCAGCCCCAUAUACUAGAGGUGGUGGGUUCAAACCCGGCCCCAGCCAAAAAAAAUAAAAAUAAAAGGAGGCUGCCUUGGUGACAGAAGCCCUUCUAAUCCCCAUCCUGUCCUCCUCAGGCCCCUCUUAUCCCUGCCAUGAUAGAGCUGUCACCCCUGGGGUGAGUAAAUGGCUGGGCCAGCUGCCAGUCUAGCCUGCUCCCUGCUGGCUUAUGUCUGGGACUUGGAGGUCGGAGCUCCCCCCACUAAGGUCAGCACCCAGGGACUAACUUGUCAUCAGCCCAGGCCUAUCCCAGCAGGGUACUAAAGGAAUGGGAAACAGAGUUUGUUUGAAUUAAAUACAAAAAUGUUCCCUGCAGCAGGUCAUAAACUCUGUGAACUAAUGAAGCUGGAAAACAGACCUAGUGUUCUCCUCCCCUUUCCCUUCUCCCUCUUGGCAGGGGCAGCUCAAGCUCAGGACAUUGUUUGUUGAUUCAGGCUCAACCAGGCUCCAACAAGAAAACCUUAUCAGGAGAAUUGAUUUUAUUUUUGUGAACUGGUGCCAAUCUUCCUCCUCCACACUGUCCAGCUGGCAUGAAUAAGCAUCCUUCGGGUUAUCCUAUGUCCUCCAGAACCCUGCCAUGAGUCCCCCCCUUAUGGCCAAAGUAGGUACUGCAGAGCUGAAGCCAAGGGCUCUGGGCCAGAUUAAAGACCUAAAUUCCUGUUUGACUCUGCCACAAUUUGCUGUGUGACUUUGGGCAAAUUGUUGACCAUCUCUGAGCCUUGAAAAAGGAGGAUAUUAGCCUGGAUGAACUAAAGUCUCUACCAAUUUGAAAAGUUGACUCUGUGAGUGUUCUGAGACACUCGUGGCCUUCCAGCAGCUCCCUAGCCAGGCUUGGACUUGGCUACCACCUGCAGCUCAUGAUCUGAAGGAAAAACAUUUCACCAGGUCCUAUCUGUUUCUCCGUCUCAACUGAGUGGAAAAGAAGAGAGUAGGGGCUGGUAGGUAGGUGCUUCUGUUGCCAGAGUUCAUCAAACUGUGAUAUCUUUUAUGUUCCUUAAUAGGCCUAAUGUUUCUGAAAACACUUAAGAAGAGAUCAGGGAACUUUGACCUCAUCUGCUCCCUAGGCAAGAAUGACAAUAAUCUCUAUGCAGAAUUCCUUCAAUAAAUAUUUAUUGAGCAUCU